UCGAGAGAGAGUGAUUCAACGGCCGAUGUCAGGCAGUACGGACCUGCGCCCGACCAUCACGCAACGUCAAAUAGAGUUCGAUUUUCAAACAACUGUCAAUUUGAAUAGUUCCUUUCUGUAAGCCUCAAUAUUUCCCGCGUUCGUUUUUUUUUUUUCGUGAAUUAGACUGGCUGUGUUUUUUUUUUCUUAAUCAUUGUGAGUGUGCCCGUUUCUAAAAGUAAAAGGAGGUGAAGCAUUCGUUAUUUCGGUGGAAAAUGUGUCAAUAAAUUACGGCAACGUCUUCGCGAAGUCAACGAACAGAGAUGGCGGUCCGAGAAGCAGCAGUUAUCGUAGAGUGUGCCAACAAGUCAUAUGGACAACAGAACGUGCUCAAAGACCUAGACUUGACCGUCGAAAAGGGCACUAUAUAUGGGCUGCUUGGUCCGUCGGGCUGUGGGAAAACGACGUUGCUCUCCUGCAUAGUCGGAAGACGGAGCCUUGAUAAUGGCAAUGUCUGGGUGCUUGGUGGGAAGCCAGGAGAGAAGGGCAGCGGUGUGCCUGGCCCCAGAGUGGGAUAUAUGCCGCAGGACAUAGCUUUAGUUGGAGAGUUCACGGUCAGAGAUGCUGUAUACUACUUCGGUCGCAUAUACGGCAUGGAGCAUAAGAAGAUGACGGAGCGCUUUGAGUUCCUCAGCUCGUUACUGGACCUGCCCAGUGGGAAUCGACUCAUUAAAAAUUGCUCCGGAGGGCAGCAACGAAGAGUCUCGUUGGCAGCUGCUUUAGUCCACGACCCAGAGCUGUUAAUCUUAGACGAACCGACGGUUGGAUUGGACCCUGUAUUGAGGGAGCAAAUCUGGAAGUUCCUGACUGAUGUCGCACAGCAGGGGACCACGGUUAUCAUCACAACGCACUAUAUCGAUGAAACAAAACAAGCGCACAAGAUAGGCUUACUGCGAGAUGGACAGUUGCUGGCGGAAGAUUCUCCAGAUGAAAUUCUGAGAAAGUUCGAGUGCAAUACCCUCGAGGAGGCCUUUCUUAAGCUGGCCUUAGCUCAAUAUGAAAUUCCACAACGAAGACCCCCACCGACAGUGUCUCCGGACGUGAUCCCGGAAAGCAGACAGAUCGAGAGCGUGUACGAGUCAAGGGAAACCUUCAAUGCCGUGAACGGGAGCACUGAUGUUUUAACAAAGAAAGAAAAGUCGAUAAGGAGCAGAAAUUUGUCAAGGUCCAGAUACAAAGCCGUAUUUAUUAAGUGCAUACAACAAUUCUGUAGACAUCCUGGGGGCCUAAUAUUCUCUAUACUGUUUCCUAUAAUCCAAGUGGUCGCGUUCUUCCUGGCGGUGGGACACGACCCGAGGGACCUCCAGACCGCAGUCGUCAAUGAAGAGGCGGCCUUCUCGCCGUUUGGCUUAGAUAUAUGUAGGAGAAGUGACUUACAAACGACAAAGUUGUUAAAGGACGGCACAUGUGAGCUGUACAUGCUGAGCUGCUGGUUCCUAGAAGAAAUGGAGAACAAGGAAUUGGUUCAGACGGUGUAUAACAGUACUGAGGAGGCGAAAAGCGCCGUGGCUACUGGCAAGCUCUACGCCGCCCUCCACUUCGCUCAGAACUUCAGCGAGGCGCUCGGACUGCGGGUCGCUGAAGGAGAAGUCGCGGACCGCACGCUCGCCGAGAGCAACAUCAGAGUCUGGCUCGACAUGACCAAUCACCAAAUAUCAUAUUUCAUAAAGCAGCAGCUACACAAAGCUUACGAGAGCUUCACAAAGCGCGUGAUGAGAGCUUGCGACAGACCCGAAAACAUCAUACAGAUUCCGGUCAACUUCCACGAUCCGAUCUACGGUAAGAAGGAGCCGGAAAUGGUUGGAUACAUGGCUCCCGGCAUCUUGAUCACGAUAAUAUUCUUCCUGCCGAGCGUGGUGACGUCGACGCUGAUGAUCGGCGACCGGCUGGAGGGCGUGUGGGAGCGCAGCGCCGUGGCGGGCGUGCGGCCGCGCGAGAUGCUCAACGUGCACAUCGUUCUGCAGUCCGUCGUCAUAGUGGUGCAGACAAUCGAGAUGAUGGUUCUAGCGUUCGCUGGUUACGGUAUACCGUCUAGGGGUUCCAAUAUCACGUGCGGGAUCCUCCUGUUCCUCCAGGGUCUGUCGGGGAUGUGCUACGGGUUCCUUCUGUCGGUCUACUGCACCAGUCACACGAUGGCGUUCUUCGUUGCCACUGGAAGUUUCUAUCCUAUGAUACUACUCUGCGGAAUAUUAUGGCCCCUAGAAGGCAUGUCUGGGGGACUACGAUAUUUCGCGCUGGCCCUACCAUUUACGAUACCAUCGAAUUCCCUUCGAGAUAUGUUCGAGAAGGGAGCUUCUAUCACCGACUCUACGGUUUAUAACGGCUUUUUAGUCACAUUUCUGUGGAUAUUCAUCAAUUUAGGCUUAAUAUUGUUAAGAUUGAAAUAUAAGAAAACUUAACGUAGGUAAUUUUUGUUAACAAUAGAUAAUACAAAAUGGCUUUCAAAUUGAUACGACAUACUGCAAUAACUUGUUUAAUUGUAUUGAAUUUCACUUAUAAAAAUUUUAAUUAUGACCGCAAAUUAAAUGCAUUUUUGGUAAAAUAAAAACAUUUAUGUACAAUAAAAAUUAAGUUGAAUUUAAGUUUAGAAAGAUAUUCCAACGAUGUUUUGUCAUCACAAUUAGAUUUAAAGUGUGUUAUAUAAGAACUUUUCCGGGUCGCUGUAAAUAAUAGCUUAUUUUAGUAUAGUUUUUUAGCAAGAUCAUUCUGUUUAUAUUUGUACUUAUUUAUAGAAAAGAAUACAUUAUAGUAAUGUGUUUUUUUAUAAUAAAAACAGUGGUGAAGUACACUAAAAAAAAACUAUAACCUUGAUUGUAAAAUGCUGUUGUUAAAUUUUAGUUAAUUAUACAUUAAUUUUAAUAAACCAAAAUUAUUAUAAGGAAUGCCAGUUAAAUUUAUAUUGUUUUGUGAUGUGGGAAAAUAAUAAAUAAA
This is a messenger RNA of Bombyx mandarina (wild silkworm), 2970 nucleotides long. Its product is annotated as ABC transporter G family member 20-like. The record is from RefSeq and is a predicted model, not a curated record. Lineage: Eukaryota; Metazoa; Arthropoda; Insecta; Lepidoptera; Bombycidae.